Messenger RNA from Saccostrea cuccullata (small rock oyster), 1785 nucleotides. Its product is annotated as heat shock 70 kDa protein 12B-like. The transcript is spliced from 4 exons. Gene Ontology annotation, molecular function: ATP binding; ATP-dependent protein folding chaperone. The record is from RefSeq and is a predicted model, not a curated record. Lineage: Eukaryota; Metazoa; Mollusca; Bivalvia; Ostreida; Ostreidae. The coding region runs from base 1 to 1785 and encodes 594 amino acids.
AUGCCGGAGAAAACAAAGCAGCAAAAUCCCCAUAAAAUUUUGGUGGCUGCCAUUGACAUCGGCACAACUUAUUCUGGCUAUGCCUAUUCCUUCAAGGACAACUGGACAAAAAUUAAGACAAGCGAUUGGUCCAAUUGGAACCCGAUGUCUCACAAAGCCCCAACAGCCCUCCUCUUAAACCCAGACAGGACCUUUAAUUCAUUUGGCUAUGAAGCUGAGAAAAACUACAUUGAUCUUCUUGAAAGUGGGGACAAAGACUAUUACUUUUUCCAAAGAUUUAAGAUGAUUUUGGAAACAGCAUUAGAAAAAAGAGUCAACAUAAAAACCAAAUGUAUGGAUGAAAACAAAAAGGAACUUGACGCCAUUGAGGUUUUCACCCAUUGCAUACGAUAUUUGAAAGAUCAUCUUCUUGAAAACUUGAAUAAUACGCUCAUCAACAAAAUUGAAGUAAACAAUAUCACUUUUGUUAUAACUGUGCCAGCAAUAUGGGAUGAUGUCGCCAAAAAGUUCAUGAGGAAAGCUGCAGAAGCCGCCGGAAUUCCAAGUGCUCAGUUGCUUCUAGCACUGGAACCAGAGGCUGCAUCUAUUUAUUUUCUAUUCACGCAACCGGAUAAUCAAGAUGGCACAAGGAUGAAAGGAAUGGCAGACACUGAAUACGUGAUCCUUGACAUCGGAGGUGGAAAAACAGAUAUUACAGUACACCAACAGCAAAAUCAUAAUCUAGUGGAACUUAUUCCAGCAACUGGUGGGGCAUGGGGAGACACAUGUGUAGAUAAAGCGUUCUACAUAUUUCUAGAGAAUAUUUUUGGUGAUGAGGUCUUGAAAAGGUUUUCGUCGGAAGGGGAAUACAAGGUAGACUAUUUUACAUUCUGGCAGGAAUUUGAGAAAACCAAGAUAAAGAACGGGAGAAGAACCUGUGUGAGAAACAAUGUUCGUAUACAUCUUCCAUUCGUAUUAUUGGAGAUUGCUAAAGAAGUGUUAAACAAUAAAGACAUGGAAGAGAAAGAGCCAAUAAAUCGAUGUAUUGAAAACUCCAAAUAUCGUGGUAAGGUACGAUACCAAAGAGGAGUUUUAAUUGUGCCAUCUAGAAUUUUCGAUGAAAUAUUUCAUCCUAUGAUAAGAAACAUCACAACUCAUCUUGAAGGUAUUUUCAGAAAAGAAAGCAAAUAUAUUAACACAUUACUAAUGGUAGGAGGAUUUGCUUAUAAUGAUGUAUUGCGGUCUGAAAUAAGGGAAAAGUUUCAGGACAAGCGUGUGGUAACACCUGAGCAGGCAGAGCUGGUUGUUUUGAAAGGAGCGGUGUAUUUUGGUCAUAUUCCAGACGUUUUUACUACACGGGUAGCCCGGUAUACAUACGGGAUUGAAACCUGUCCGCGAUUUGAUAGCUUUAUACACAGUUUGAAGAAAAAAGAGAUUAUUUCGGGAGAAGAAAGGUCUAGAGAUGUCUUCUUGAAAUUUAUUUCCAGAGGAGAAUAUAUUGAACCAGGCAUGAGGAAGUCAUAUAUUUUCCAGUCGCGGCAAAAUGAAGAGAGAAAAGUUGAGUGUGGAGUGUUUAUAUCAAAUUCUGAAGACCCCUUCUACAUUGAUGAAAAAGGAUGCUUCAAAUUAGGCACCAUAGAAAUUCCAAUAUGCGAUCGAAUUGUACCGGCUGAGAUUGAAAUGUCAUUCAUUUUCGGAGAAACGGAAAUUCGCGUGACAGCAAGUAACUUUGCAACUGGUAAGCAAUACGAAGUAAAAUUCGAUUUGUUGGCUGAAGGUAUCGAUAUGCCUGAUAGCAGGACUUAG